CGCACCCACACCUAUCUUCCGAAAACCUCCUGAACCCCUCUCACAUCUUCUCAUCUCUCGCCUUCUCCAUCCAACUUCUCUCACGCCCUCUCCGUCCAACUUCUCUCCGGGAAACCCCUCUCCGGCGAACCCCUCUCUAAGAGCCUCCCCUCCGAACUCCUCUCCGUCAAGACCGUGGGAAAAAUUUCCUCACCUUAUUCCUUCACCUCUUCGUCAAAUAACAAAUGCCCUAAUUGUCCCAUUUUCAUUCUUAAACCCAGACAAUGUCGUCGUGUUGACCCAGGCGUUGUUCUUCCUUUACCCCGUCAGGUCAACUUUGGCACUAUCGUGAAUGCUUGGCACGGAAGCAUCGCACGGACCCUAUAUCGACCCUUCACGAACUCCAUUACCGAGCAAGCCAGGCAAAGGCCACUACAAAUAGCAUCGCCUCGUUCCUCCUCCUCCUUCAUCGGAUUUCGCUUAUCCUCUCUCUCAUCUCUCUCUUCUGCUGCUUGGCUGAGAGAGAAGCUAUGGGGUACUGGAGGGAAGCCACCGACAUCAAAGGACCUAGCGGAUUUGGAUCCGGCAACACCGCCGAGCAGGUCACAGAGGGCAUCGACGCCUCUCGCCUCACCGUCAUCGUCACCGGUGGAAGUAGUGGGAUCGGAGCAGAGACGGCAAGGGUGUUGGCCCUUAGAGGAGCCCAUGUCAUCAUCGGUGCAAGGAACUUGGAAGCUACUAAUGCCGUGAAGCAGAACAUCCUGAACAGCAUUCCAUCUGCUAGAAUUGACAUCAUCCAGAUUGAGCUCAGGCUGCUCAGCUCACUCAAAUCUGUCCGAGCCUUCACCGAGAAAUUCCUCGCCAUGAAUCUCCCUCUCAACAUCUUGAUAAACAACGCUGGUGUAAUGUACUGCCCAUUCAAGCUCUCAAAGGAUGGAGUAGAGAUGCAGUUUGCGACGAAUCAUCUCAGUCACUUCCUGCUGACAAAUCUUCUACUUGAGAAACUGAAAACCACUGUGGAAAAGACAGGAAUUGAGAGUCGCAUCGUGAAUCUAUCCUCAGUCGCUCACGUUGGGCCUUACAGUGAAGGAAUCAAGUUCGACAAACUCAAUGACAAGAAAGCAUAUAACGAUAUGAUGGAAAAUACAUCACAUGCAUUUCCACCCAUUUCAGUUUAUUUUGUAUAUGAUUCGGUACCUGCGACAGUCUAGCACCCCUUUCUUUCACUUGAUCUGAGAAAAUCUUGUUUAGAAGACAUUACCUACCAUUCACUUAAGUAAUCAUGGACCCUUGCUUCAGGUGAUAACCUUUUACAAUUUAUUGUACAAACAUAGAUGAUCUUUUUAUUUGAUUGGUAAAUGUAAGUGUAUAUAGCAACAAAAGGCGAUACACAAUCCUGGCCCAACACUUGCUUUUGUCAAUGAUGCUGUGCUUUUUCUUGUUUAAGGUUGGUUCCUGCCUCUUUAAUUCUUGUAUCUUACCAACUGUAUAAC
Zingiber officinale is the source of this 1472-nucleotide messenger RNA. Its product is annotated as short-chain dehydrogenase TIC 32 B, chloroplastic-like. The record is from RefSeq and is a predicted model, not a curated record. Lineage: Eukaryota; Viridiplantae; Streptophyta; Magnoliopsida; Zingiberales; Zingiberaceae. The transcript has 5 exons. Bases 510 to 1190 code for a protein of 226 amino acids.